UUGUGUCAUUAACAACACUGCACAGCAUGCAGGCCUCAUGUUGAGUUCAGGAGACACCUACGAAGCUGGUGUAGCUAAUCAUGACUGACACAAGUAAAGUCGUAUGUUACCAUUAAGUUGAUAUUUAAUAUUUCACAUGUAAAGUUAGUAAGUUACUAAUCAACCUAAAGUCAGAUCUGGAAGGUUUUGUUGGAUGUGUUUUCUACACGUCGUUGUGGCUAAUGAUGACCUUAUCCUGUCCGGUGACACUUCUGUUCAUCACACACCUCCUCAUUCCCUCGCCACCAUUCUUCUCCACCAAUCACAUCCUUGUGUUAGCUUGAGGAUGAGGAGGAUUUGAAGAUGAAGAGGUCUAUUUAUCAGCUCAACAUAUCCUACUCAGACAUUUGAGGUGGAGAUGCUUCGCUCUCAGGUGCAGGUUGUACUUGUGGCCUUGUUUUCCUCUGUGCUGCUGGUGCAGGUCAACGGCGCUCCAAGCAGAGACAUGCUGACACUGAGAGCAGACCUCGUAAACGACAAGGAUCUUGCUCACUUGCUCAUGCUGAAGUUUGUGUCUGAACUGAUGGCAGCAAGAGGAGACGAGAUGCUCCCCGAGCUGGAGCAGGAGGGAGACAGGGAGGAGCUAGUGCGGCGACAUCUCCCCCUCUCCCAAAGAGAGCGCAAGGCAGGCUGCCGCAGCUUCUUCUGGAAGACGUUUACCUCGUGUUAACAUAAGAAGAGAGCUGUUCAAGCUAGAGUACUUUUGUUUGUUUUGUAAAUGUAUUUUUAAAAGAUAAAUGAAUCCAUGUUUGCACACAUUGUUGUAACUGGA
Molecule: messenger RNA, 811 nt
Organism: Sander lucioperca (pikeperch)
Lineage: Eukaryota; Metazoa; Chordata; Actinopteri; Perciformes; Percidae
Gene: sst5
Product: somatostatin 5
Exons: 3
Coding region: 398-709 (103 amino acids)
Biological process (GO): regulation of cell migration
Cellular component (GO): extracellular region
Molecular function (GO): hormone activity
Source: RefSeq, a predicted model, not a curated record